UCAUAUUUUUGGGUGAACUAUUCCUUUAAGUGAAGCCUACACAGUGAUAGAAUGCAUUAAAAUAAUAUACUGUCUGUCUGUAUGAAAUAGCCAUGUGAGUAAGAUGGUGCACGUAUUCCAGCCAAGUUACCUGAUAAUGAAUUUAUUCUGAUCUGAGCUCCUCGUGUUACUGCUUUGGUUCCCCUUAUUUCUCAUAACCCCUGUUUUGUUUACAGUGCCCUCCCUUACACCUAUUGCUAUAAAGGGGUCAGUAUAUAUAGUUAAGGCAUAAACACGGAGAAAGUGACAGAGGCAAGAAACUACAGAAGGUGAACUCAUACAAGCUAGAGCAUAAUGUGGCUGUCCCUCCUUGUGUAUCAACUUGCCCUGAUUCUCCAGUCUGAAGCUCAGAAUGCCUGCCUCAUCAGCCCAACAUUUAGAGAGCCAGACAGCUCUGAUAUCACAGUCAUGUGUGGCACAAACAGGAUGGAUCUGCAAAUUUUGCUGUGUCCCAUCUACUUCAUUGGAUAUAAUGAAUCCACAUUGGCUUUUAAUGGCCUGUUUGCCAAACCCGAGUGCAAAGGAACAGCUGACUGGACCGCCAACCCACCUGUACUGAAAUUCCAAUUCUACAUCACUGAAACGUCCAUAUCUGCUUGCUCCAACAAGCUGACGAUCACUCAGGAGGUGGGAUCUGGGCUGUUCUCUGACUUCUCUAGUGUGCAGUCUGUGAACAUCUCUGGGAUGGUCAACUCUCAGGACCCAAAUGCUGGAACCAUCACCUACCGGCAGGAUAUGAUAUACCUCUUUUCCUGUAGAUACCCACUGCAGUACUUAGUGAACAACACAGAGAUGAGUGUAUCUGGAGUGAAUCUGGCAAUUAAAGACAAUAAUGGUAGUUUUAUCAGCACUCUCAGCAUGCAGCUAUUUGAGGACAUCACAUAUACAACUCAUCUCUUUGUACCCCCAACGGGUCUCCAGCUGAAGUCUAGGAUUUUUGUGGAAGUCCGAGCCACUAAUCUCACACAAAGGUUCAAUGUUCUGUUGGAUCGGUGCUAUGCAACCACUAGCCCUUACCCAGUCAACAGCACAUCCUUUGACCUGUUUGUUGGAUGUACUCAAGAUCCACAAACCGUAAUGGGUGUGAAUGGAGAACAACAGGUGGCACGCUUCUCGUUUGAGGCUUUUCGCUUCGUAGAGCACAAGAACAGGACAGUGUCGACAUUUUACAUUCACUGUGCCACCAGACUCUGCGAGACCACUUUCUGUAGAUCCUUGCGCCAGAAUUGCACAAGUUCUCUAAGGAGGAGGAGAGACGUCCAAUCGGCUCAAGGAACCUCAGUGAGUGAUGUUGCGACAGUCACCUCUGGACCAAUCAUGACCAAAGUGGACAGUGGAGAACCAACUGCACCUGUUUCCGAAGUGUCUAAGGAUCUGAAACGGCAAGAGGCAAUGGUAGGCGUUUCCGUGGCAGCAGGGGUAUUCUGUCUGCUGUGCAUCGUCAUGCUGGCUGUGCUUGUCUACAGGAAGUCCAAUAUAGACAAAGCAUCCCUAUUCCACUGAUGUCUCUCAGAAACAGAUAUCCCACUCGGCCUCUAAGACGGUUUGUUAGCAUGUUAUGAGAACAAUUCACAGAAGAGAGGAUACUGAAAUGGAACAUAAAUAGGACCUAUAGACAAUUAGAUGACAAUUCUCUUAUAUCAAAAUAUCAUCAUGUCCAAAGCAGACCACUUUUUAUUAAAAAACAAACAAACUGCUGAGUGGUUCAGAUUUUCUGUAUUUUUUUUUUGCAAGUAAAUGCUCAUUCUAAUUACUAUAGAUUUUAAUAUAUAUUAAUGGAAAUAAUGGUGAAUUUCUUCUGCAUUUUGGGUUUUCUGUGAGGAUGUUCUUGUUUUAUAUAUAUAUAUAUAUAUAUAUAUAUAUAUAUAUAUAUAUAUAUAUAUAUAUAUAUAGUAGCAUUAAGCAGUUUUGUAGUAGGCACUGGCCAUCAUAACUCAGAUUUGUACUUAAACAGAAUUAUGUUCCUCAUUUAAAACCAAUGUAACUCCACUUAUAAUUAACACAAACAUUUAAAAGAAGUGCCUAUUUGAGGAAUUCCAUGGUUAUAGUUUUUACAUAAAAUGUAUGAUUAAUAAAUUGAAGGACUGUUUCAUUGAUGUAAAAGCACAUUAAUCAUUAAAGCAAAAGAGC
This is a messenger RNA of Myxocyprinus asiaticus (Chinese sucker), 2169 nucleotides long. RefSeq names its product zona pellucida-like domain-containing protein 1. Gene Ontology annotation, cellular component: cell surface. The coding region runs from base 334 to 1542 and encodes 402 amino acids. The record is from RefSeq and is a predicted model, not a curated record. The transcript is spliced from 11 exons. Lineage: Eukaryota; Metazoa; Chordata; Actinopteri; Cypriniformes; Catostomidae.